Molecule: messenger RNA, 432 nt
Organism: Zymoseptoria tritici IPO323
Lineage: Eukaryota; Fungi; Ascomycota; Dothideomycetes; Mycosphaerellales; Mycosphaerellaceae
Exons: 1
Coding region: 1-432 (143 amino acids)
Biological process (GO): mRNA splicing, via spliceosome
Cellular component (GO): U4/U6 x U5 tri-snRNP complex; spliceosomal complex; U5 snRNP
Source: RefSeq, a predicted model, not a curated record
AUGGGCUCCGUCGUCAUCCCUCAUCUCGUCACCGGUUGGCAUGUCGACCAAGCUAUCAUGUCCGAAGAAGACCGCCUCGUCGUGAUCCGCUUCGGACGAGAUUGGGAUCCCGACUGCAUGCGCCAGGACGAAGUGCUCUACAAAAUCGCCGACCGCGUCAAGAACUUUGCCGUCAUCUACGUCUGCGACCUCGAUCAAGUGCCCGACUUCAAGCAGAUGUACGAGCUGUACGACACCGUCACGCUCAUGUUCUUCUUCCGCAACAAGCACAUGAUGUGUGAUUUCGGCACGGGAAACAACAAUAAGCUGAAUUGGGUGUUGGAGGAUAAGCAGGAGCUGAUUGAUAUUCUGGAGACGAUAUACAAGGGUGCGAAGAAGGGGAGAGGUUUGGUGGUGUCCCCCAAGGACUACUCGACGAGGUACCGGUACUAG